AUUUCAUCGGGCUUCGACAUUGAUACCAACAACGGUAUGGCUCUAGCUUGUUACCUACAACAAUCCGCCAUUAACAGAUGUCAUCGUGCGUGCCACGAACAAAAGCACUCGGAAGAGAUAAAACUGAAGACAAGCGGCGGCACCAGGCAGAGUCUUAUCGACAUCCGAGCCCAUUGUGCGGCUACCUGCUUCCUCAGACCAUCCCCAGGGUCCUUCCGAGACGCACGCGUAGAAUAUCCCUCAAAAUGUAUUUAUCUCUACUCGUAGUGUCCGUAGUUCUUACAAGUGUGGUGGCGGAGCAUUCUGGCGCGUAUUCCUCGCCUCAGUAUGCCAAGAAGAUGUUCCCGAAACAAGGAGUUAAUAACAUUGAUCUGUUGCCGCGGGAGAAGCCUCCUGUGCCCUUCAAGAGACCAGCGCCUUACGAUGAAGGUGACACUAUUGAUCGCGUCGGCACCGACAUUAAUGACACCGCGCAGUACGGACGAUCUUCGUUCCUCAACACAGCUGGUAGCUUCCUCAACGGGGCUGGUGGCCAGAUAGUGUCCACUCUGGCCAAGGACUUCAUAGCCAGGUCGACAGGUAGCAGCCAGGUGCUGAGCCUGAACCUCACGAACCUGGUGAUCCUGGUGGUGCUGAAGGCGCUGAUCCUCGCCGCCGGGUUCUUCGGAGCCGGAGCGUGGAAGGGACACCACUACGGGAGGAGCCUUGAAGACAACCUGAACGCCACCUACAUCUCGGAAGACGAGCUGUACCUGUACCUGGCGUACCUGUCGGGGCGGCAGAGCGGGCGCUACGGCUGCCUGUACCGGCUGGCGUGCGCGCGGCCGCGGCAGGCGGCGCCCUACGCCUCGGGAGCAGAGCUGCUGAUGCAGGGCGCCAAGCUGCUGCAGGGCAACGACAUCGAGUUGUCGGAGUACGAGGAGAUAUCCUCUGGCAUCAAGGAGGCCACGUCGUGGGGCGAGCGCGGCCUGCCCUGCGACACGCAGUACCAGUGCGGGGAGUGA
Plutella xylostella (diamondback moth) is the source of this 1004-nucleotide messenger RNA. NCBI's taxonomy places the organism in Eukaryota, Metazoa, Arthropoda, Insecta, Lepidoptera, Plutellidae. The record is from RefSeq and is a predicted model, not a curated record.